Messenger RNA from Callorhinus ursinus (northern fur seal), 1175 nucleotides. RefSeq names its product ATP synthase c subunit lysine N-methyltransferase (gene ATPSCKMT). Gene Ontology annotation, biological process: positive regulation of proton-transporting ATP synthase activity, rotational mechanism; peptidyl-lysine trimethylation; regulation of mitochondrial ATP synthesis coupled proton transport. The record is from RefSeq and is a predicted model, not a curated record. NCBI's taxonomy places the organism in Eukaryota, Metazoa, Chordata, Mammalia, Carnivora, Otariidae. Gene Ontology annotation, molecular function: protein-lysine N-methyltransferase activity. Gene Ontology annotation, cellular component: mitochondrion.
CUCAAGCCGCUGGAAGUCUCGCGAUGGAGGGAGGAGGCGGUGCACCCCCGGAAGUCCUCGAAGAAAGUCACUCAGGAUGUGUUCUACCUACAAGUCUCGGGACCAACAGUUUGAAGAAAAGCAGUUGGGGGUUCCUAUUUACUGGGAUUAUUGGCGGGACGCUGGUGGCCGUGUAUGCCGUGGCCACACCGUUUCUAAUGCCAGCCCUCCGAAAAAUUUGUCUGCCUUUUGUACCUGCAACUACAAAGCAGAUUGAAAAUGUUGUGAAAAUGUUGCAUUGCAGAAGAGGAUCCCUGGUCGAUAUUGGCAGUGGUGACGGGCGUAUUGUGAUAGCAGCUGCAAAAGCAGGAUUCACAGCCGUUGGUUAUGAAUUAAACCCCUGGCUAGUUUGGUACUCCAGAUACCGUGCUUGGCAAGAGGGGGUGCACGGCUCUGCCAAAUUUUAUAUUUCAGAUUUGUGGAAGGUUACUUUUUCGCAGUACUCAAACGUCAUUAUUUUCGGUGUGCCUCAGAUGAUGCCGCAGUUGGAGGAGAAACUCAUGCUCGAACUGAAGGAUGACGCCAGAGUCAUUGCCUGUCGGUUCCCUUUCCCGCGCUGGACCCCAGACCACAUCACUGGGGAGGGGAUGGACGCCGUGUGGGCCUACGACGUGAGCACUGUGAGAGGCAAGGGGCCCCGGAGACCCGUGCGCUUCCAGCCCGUCAUUCAAAUGUAGACUUUAUUGAGCGCGGUUUCCCGGGUGUUUUUAUUAUUAUAUCCCAACGGGUACCCGGGAGAGGAUUCGAUUUUACAGAGACUUCGAUUUUACAGAGACUUCCAGCUGUGUCUUCAGCAAAGAGUAUGUUUUUCUUCGGUAUGGAAUGAAGAAGUACUAUUACUUUCCUUAACUUCUGGGAAACGAACAGAAGUCAAGAACAGCCGGUAGAUUUAAAGUCCCUUUUUUAGGCUGUAUUCGAGAAGGUGGUCUUACUGUCCUUCCGUGCGCUCAGAUGUGUGAAAAUAUGAAUGAGUGAUAGUCAUUUUGAUGUGCAGGAAGAUGUGAACAGCUCCUGACAUUAUAAAAAAUAUGAUUUAAUGCCAGAGAUGAGAAAAAAAACAACACUUUUUAAAGAGGGUAUGUCUUAACAAAUAUUUGUAGUUUCCUCUAACUUCAUUUAUACUUAAGAUUUAUGGA